AUGUGGCCAGUUGACGCUUCGCCGCGAUCGCGCCAUGUUGUGCCUGCUCCUGCUCGUGCUCGUCGCGAACGAGAUCCGACCCGCGUACGUGACGGACUCCCCGUCCUUCGCGGAUAGAUUAGACAGACUAUAUGAAAAGUUAGAAAAAAUAACAGUUGCACCGGCAAAAAAGUUCAACGAUAAACUAUACGCUAAAUUGGAAAGGUUAAAUUCCCUCACGCCGGCCGAGCUCAGCGAGGAUGAUGAAGAAUUAUUGUCGGCGAUGCAAUUGUGGGGGUCGAUGAGUGAUGACCAGCUGAGAGGAGUUGUGCAGGAGAUGCAGAGGAUGAGGGAGGAUGAUAAGAGUGAACGUCUGAAUGAUGAAUACAGUGAUGGAUACUGGAACGAUGAUGACUUGGAACAAGAUCUUGGUGAUGGAGAUUACGCCAACGAUGUUGGCGAAGAAUGGGACCCAUUAGAGGAAGACAGCAGCUCCACCAGCAGGCCUCUAUUAGGAGUCACGCCUUCUGCCUUCACCAGACUAGAUGUAUCCAGACAUACAACUCUCGAUCCUGUCGCCGCAACUAACGAACGGCCUAGGAUUUUAGAAGAUUCUCACUCUACAGCGGAAGAGCGUGUGUUCUUACACAAGAGCGCAAUAGCGAAUAUGCGCAACGUCGUCCACUCCGGUAAAUGUCUCACACCGCAGCCGAGGUGGCUCUCCGUGAGGAAACUGGCGCCAGCUGCAGAUACUCUUUACAUACCGCCGUGCGUGCAGCUGCACCGCUGCGCUCCAGACUCGGGAUGUUGUUACGACGAGAGCCAAGUCUGCACGCCCGUCGAUGGGAAAUACGUCGCUUUAUCGUUCUUUUUAAACAGAGCCGGUAGUAACGUCACACCCGCCAGGAUAUUAUUCUACAAUCACACACGAUGCGCUUGCGUAUCAAAAGAAACGCAACAGAAUACACCUAGAACGAAGAUUUAUCACGGAGACGCGAAAGAGAUCGAAAUGAGGGAGGAAAAGAACGAGAGUGCAUCGAAAGAAAGACAAAACGACUGGAGAGCGCCCACUGAAGAACCUAGAUUAGAAAGAGACGAGGAACAGACUUCUCCUCCUCAAUUAAAAAGAUGCACCUGUCCAGCACUGUUCAAGAAUCGUAUAAAAGACGGUAUAUGUUCCUGUGUUUGCGAUUGGCCAGAAAUAACUCGUAAACGCGAUUGCCUAUCCCUCGCAAGAGGCAAAGAACACUUCGGAUUGAGGGAUAGAGUUUGUGUCUCGCAAGGGGACUGCACGACACCGACCUGCGAGUACGGACCCUACGAGAGAAGUUCCGGCAGAUGUCCGUACAGACGUUUCAAAAGAAGAUUCCAUUCAAGAAGAUACCAGCGCGACAAAGUCUGAUUCGACAUCGUCAUCGGUAGACCUUACUAAUUUUCCACUUGACAUUUCUAAAUUAAACGUUCAUAUCAGCUUCAAAAUAUAUGAGGUACUAAGUUGAUCUAAGUCAGAAAAUUCCAUAGAUAUUAGUGGAGUUGGGGCCCAAGAUAAGAGGGUAUACGUGUUGACAAUAUUUGAGACAAAGCGAGGUUGGUCCUGCCCAUGCACUGCCAACAGUGAAACCUAUGAUCAGUUUCCUGUCAGAAUUUAUGAUGAAAUGAUAUGGAGAAUCGUGAUUGAGUGGUAAUCUAACUACCAACAACUAAAAUAUAGACUGAUAGUUAAAAAGCUGAUGCACAAUAAUGCAACGUGAAUUAUGAAGCAACAUAAUAAGGACGUCGUUACUUAAUAGCGACCGUUUAGCGUUAUUUCGUGUAAAAUAUCUUUUUUUUUAAUACUAGUCCAUUCAAAAUAUUGAUAUUUUUUAAUGUGUAAUAUCAUAAACUCACGGUCAUUUUUGAUUCAAUUUCACGAAUGCGACGAAUGAAAUUAAAUAUAUAUAAAAAAUCGCGAUAUGUAAUUUACUACUACUUUAAAUUAGUUCAAAUAUUAUACGUCAUUGGCGACUUCUUUCAAGACUACCGACAUUGUGCCUAAUAAAAAAGUUUAAAUUUUAACGUCAUAGGAUUCUAUUUAACAAUAUUCGUUACAUAAGAAGUCAACUAUAACAUAGGUAAGGAUAGUUUGUAUAAAUAAGAGGUAUUAUGUACAAUAAAAUAAAGAGUUUUUUUUUAACAUCUGUUAUUUAUUAAGGCUUAUGAAAUAUAGCCAUGUUUUAAUGUUUCAUCUUAAUGAUUUGCGUGUGCAAGCUAUGUAUUACGAUAGUCAACAAAUACUAAUUAAUUUUAUACGGUAGCAAAAUUAUCUUUAACGCACAAUAAAAUUAUUAUUACUAAAUUAUAUACAUAUUUUUUUCGAUUUACGCAUUUUAUAUACUUGUGAAAAUCCUUUAUUAUUAUUACAAUAAUACAAAUGAACAAAACUUUUAUGUUAUGUAUAAUAUUUAAAAAGCGUAAAACCUUGCAUAUAAUCAUAAUAUAUACGUUUGCAUAAGUGCCAUAAUUAU
Messenger RNA from Nymphalis io (European peacock), 2483 nucleotides. RefSeq lists its product as uncharacterized. Gene Ontology annotation, molecular function: growth factor activity. Gene Ontology annotation, cellular component: membrane. The transcript has 6 exons. Gene Ontology annotation, biological process: hemocyte migration. The coding region runs from base 35 to 1381 and encodes 448 amino acids. The record is from RefSeq and is a predicted model, not a curated record. NCBI's taxonomy places the organism in Eukaryota, Metazoa, Arthropoda, Insecta, Lepidoptera, Nymphalidae.